AUGACCAAUAUUCCCAACUCCGGCAUUGCCGAGAAUCGCCCAACAGCCUCCACAGCAAUGGGUAUGUUGCGGAAAGCUCCAGCCACAUCUCCAGUGCACAUCUAG
Messenger RNA from Phytophthora nicotianae INRA-310, 105 nucleotides. RefSeq lists its product as hypothetical. NCBI's taxonomy places the organism in Eukaryota, Oomycota, Peronosporomycetes, Peronosporales, Peronosporaceae. The transcript has a single exon. Bases 1 to 105 code for a protein of 34 amino acids. The record is from RefSeq and is a predicted model, not a curated record.